GGACACUGGAGGGGGGAGAGAGAGGAGGGAGGGAGGGGGCGGGGGGCACUGGCGAGGUCGACGAGGCCAUGGUGGUGAUGUCUUACUUGUCUCGCAAGAGCAGAAGUUGCCGUCGAGGACAGGAGGAGGGGAGGAGGAGUAGGAGGAGGGGUGCCCUCGAGAGCAGUAGGACGGGCGGACGGGGGGGCCAUCUGAAACUCGAGAGGGGUUUUCUCGUCCGAGUUCCGAGUGUGUGUGCGUGCUUCCGGAGUAGAGACGGGAGGUAGAGAGGGAGGGGGAAUGUUUGUACAUAAUUAAUUUGGAGAGAAUGCUGUCGUGAGACGGGAAGAUUCGGACAGGUUGCGCAGAGCAGCAAUUUGGCCACGAGCUGUGGUGGCAAUGCUCAGAGGCAUACAGGAGAGACCAAUGAUGUGCCCGAGGACGGUGUGAGAUCGUGUAGGACACCUUGAUGUAGCCUCGAACACGCGCGCGAGGGGAGAAGUGUCGAGAAAUCAGGUGGAAAUGCUCCGAUCAGUGGGAAUUGCGACCAGUGACAGGUUCCAUGGUCGUGCAGAUUGCUGACUAUGUCUCCGUUCAGGCUCGUCGGUCGUGCAUUUGACAUGGCCGGUUUAGUUUGACUCUCGUAGUCCAGAUUGCUUCUUGAUCCGGAUAGUCAAAUGGUGCUUCCUGCGUGCGAGGGCGAUCACUAUCGACCGAGGAGGAGGUUCAGAUAGCCGUCUCCAUGCCAGGACGUUUCAAAUCCUGCCGGCGGAGUGCGAGCGAGCUCUUCUCGAAGGAAGAAGAGCAGCCACCAGAAUUGCCUGAAAUGACUCCCCUAAGGUGGAGGUCCACUUCUAUGAAGCAGCUCCAGAAUGCACAGGGUCAAAAUUCUUCGGAGCAAUCCAUUCCAUCUCAUGCCGAGAACGGCCAAACAUCGGGCGAAGAGGUCCCGGCAAGAUCGGCAGAGGAAUCGACAUAUGCAGAAGCCAAGCAUGUAACUCGUUCUCUUCCGGACGCUGUCCUAUCGCCAGAAAAAAUAGCUCCUGGUCAGACUGACAAUGCUUCACCAAAAGAUCGGGAGAUUCCCAGCACGGAGGCGCUUCCCGGAGAACCUCCGAAUGGAGAGCAUGUUCGCAACGCUUCCAUCGGCGAAAUAGAUGGUAGGGGGUCGAUCGAGGGUUCUCCAAUUAUCAAGCCAGCGCCAGUAGAAGAGAUUGUAGAGUUUCAGCCUGUAGACUUGGACCAGAAAUAUCGUCGAAAGGAGCUCAUAAGGCACGUCACUGCUGCGAAAAUCCAAAACAGGGAAGAGUCGCUGCUCAACAAUCCAAGUCUUCCCAUACUAGAAGCGAGAAAAGCGCCGCCCGGAGAUGAGCCUGCUGCAAUGACUAUUGAGUUUCUGCGAGCUAGGCUUCUAGCCGAGCGUUCUGCGUCGAAGGCCACGAAGCAGCAAAUGUCACAUCUCACAAAGAAGGUGGCUGAUCUGGAGGCUAGAUUGGCAGCAGAAGUCGAACUCCGGCAGGCCGAAGUAGAGCUUCGGAAGAAAGCUGAAGUGGCGUUACAAGAAGCACUGGCGAAACUCAACCAAAUGGUUGUUCCCAGUGAACAAGCGAAAGAAACGCUGCCCGUUUCUGCAGCUGGCUCACAGGCCAAUGAAAAUGGAGACCCGAAAGCAGGUGGCGAAACAGCAGCAGAGACGAAUCCAGGGCAAAUAGAGGUAUCACCAAAUAAUAAGACUGUACUGCGUCCGGAGAGCGAAGACAUGUUACCUGCUCAAGCUUCUGACAAAGGAACCUCGGAAUCACAGAAUGGAUCAAAAUCUUCGGAAACGUCAGAUUCUGCAUCUAGUACUGAAAGAGAAUCCAGUUCUCCCAUCCAGACGAAAACCAGAAAAGACACGAGAACUGCCAUCGAGGAGCGGCUACGAACAAUGUGGCGCCAAAUAGGGCAAGAAAUGGCAGCUCUUGGUGACGAGGACAGUGUUAGGCAAGAGCUUAUGGGAUGGAUGGGACAAGUUCCUAAAGUUCUUCAGGCGAAGCAGUCUGAAUCAAGCAAAAGUGUCGCUGGAGCAAAAUUGGGUGUCAUACUACCGGACUCCAGCCUUAACGGUGUGAAGAAUCCAACGGAAGCAGUUCUGGAAGAUGGCUCAAAGACUGAAAGCGCUGCUGAGAAAAGCGAAACCGCAAAAAACAAUGCUUUUGUUGCUAAACAGGUGUCUAAGUUGGUCGAACAAUACGAAGCUCAGGAGACUGCACAGCGAGAAUGGGAGGAGAACUUUGAAGCCCAUCAAACGAACGACAAGGACGAGGACGGAUUACCUCCGCUGGUGACAGCAGAUGGCAACGUGAUUGCGGAGAAUGGAUCGAACAGAGCUUCUCUCCAAACGAAAUCAGAGGCGAUUGCUGCCGUCAAUGCCGAGGAUACUCUUCCUGCACCUCUCUCCAAGUCGAAAUCGUUCGACUUGUCUUCACAAUCCGAGACACAACUUUCAAAAUCCAAGUCUUUUGACUCGUCUAUUAAGCCGGCCUUUGCUCGAUCUAGGACAAAGUCAUUCGAUUUGUCUCAUGACGCGACCUCUGCAAACGCUUCCAGGAGGGCCAGCUUCAAUGGUCGAAUAGAAAUUAUAGAAGAUCAGCCCACAGACAACGGUGUUUCUGACGAGCUGAUUGAUGACGAAGAUGCUGAAGAGCUACCGAACGGGAUCUAUCUACACCAUUCUAGAGACGAAGACGAUUCCUACAGGAGAGCUAGCAAAGAUCUGUAUGGAAGGACUCCCGAACGUCUACCUCCCAGUCGAGGCUUUCAUUCUCCUAGCAGCAGGUCAGACAGGGGGCACAGUAAUGGUUAUAAUUCUCCUGGCAGCAGAUCAGACAGGGGUCCUCACAGGGAACGAUUUCUCUCGCACGGUGCACCUGUCGACAGCAUGGGUGACGUCGACUCGCAAGGUUGGCCAGUGAGGGAAGUGAAAGAUAGAGCUUCUCGUGAUGUAUAUUAUGCACCAGUCAUGAAUAACAGAACUCCAAGAGGUGAUGCAGGUCCUUACGCCCAUUCUGAACGCGAAUAUCUUCAGAAACCAAGGACAGAAAGAGGUUCAGACGAGUCACUCUACAGAAGUGGGCCUGGGCCCCGCUGGGAUCCUCACAUGGGAGAUCCUAGUUGGGUACAAAGGCAGGAGGAGAGAAGGAUGUCCGAUCCCCACUACUCCCACUCCAGCAGUGAAGAUGGCGCAGGAGCUCCCUACCCUUCCACGGAGAGAGACAUGCGGGGUCCUUAUACCUACCCUGAUAGAGAUCACAUGGAUUAUGACUUGCAGUAUAGAAAUACUUACAGACAAAGAGGGGAGCUGGGGCCACGAGGAGAUGCUUACAGGGGCAUGCCUCCUCCUUGGCAAGAAGCAGAAAACCCUGGCAUGGUGAGGAGCAGAACGAUGGGUCAAAGACCAUAUGGAUACGCUCCCCCGUAUAGCGUCGAAGAGCCUCAGCUUGCUCAAAAUAUAGAGGCAGGUGGUUACAGCAGCUACCAUGGUCGAUCCGAGAUGCACUACCCGCCGCAUGCAGCUCCGAAUAGACCUGAUUAUUAUCCCCAGUAUGGAAUGCCAGGUCCCAGGUCUUCCAUGAAUGGCUACCCUUCACAACCAGACAAUCCGAGCUCCAUCAACCGAGGUUACGGUGGGUGGGAUUCGGGCUCUCCUCAGCAAGAACGGAGUGCCGCUGUGGUGCCCGCGGACGAUGGUGAGGCAGGAGAAGUUCUAAAGGCCUUGAGAAUUGCCAAGCAGCAGAUCAAAAGUACCUCUGGUGAGCAGCAGGGGUACAUGACAGCUCAGUACACUGUAUCUUCCGAACACAGAUAUGGAGUUGGAGGACAAGUGUCGAAGACCUCAUACACAGUGGAAGCUCCAGUGGGAUAUCCUCGCGUCACGAAAACUUUUCAUGAGGGUUGGCAUCUGGAAGGUAAAUCGAAGAGGCUGGGAAUGGAUGUGAAUGGCGCCCACGUGUCGGACUUGAUCUCUACUGCGGGUCCUCUUGCUGUCACGAACGGAGAAUCGAGCUACGUUGAGAAGCUCAAUGUCGGUCGGGGCAUCCAAUUUUUUUUCUCUUAAGAGCAAUUAGGCCUUGGUUCUCUCCUGUAGAUUCUUGGUUUAUUGUUUUAUCAUAGGCUCCCUGGAGGUUUGUCGAUCAUGUCACCCGUCGUGCUCGACGUUUACACGCUCCAUUGUUGACUUAAGUUUAGCCAUUUUUCCCCUGUGCAAGGUGGCUCUGAUUUGUGCAUAAGAUAAGUUACCGGGCUCCUUGCAUCUUCAAAAUAAGACAUUCAUCUUUGUUCAUCCGAUAGAAAAUUAUGAGGAUUCAGCAUUGUGAGCCCCGAAUAUAGUCAAAGAAUUGUCCCUACAGGCAUGAGCGCCUAUUCAACUUGUGAGGUUACAGGUUACACUGCCCUGAUUUGUCAGUCCAUGUUAUUACCCUACUUUCAGAGGAUAAUUGACAGUGUCAUUAUAUUG
Marchantia polymorpha subsp. ruderalis is the source of this 4474-nucleotide messenger RNA. The record is from the annotation of a GenBank genome assembly. Lineage: Eukaryota; Viridiplantae; Streptophyta; Marchantiopsida; Marchantiales; Marchantiaceae.